Molecule: messenger RNA, 780 nt
Organism: Metopolophium dirhodum (rose-grain aphid)
Lineage: Eukaryota; Metazoa; Arthropoda; Insecta; Hemiptera; Aphididae
Product: transmembrane protein 170A
Exons: 3
Coding region: 318-713 (131 amino acids)
Source: RefSeq, a predicted model, not a curated record
UGGGUAUCUAUGUUCCAUGAUCGCAAUGAUAAGUAAAAAAAUUAAAAAACGGAUCAAUGGAGUUUCAAAUUACUUGCAAUUGUAAAGUUUGUAUCAAGUUAAAUUCGACUUUAAACAUAUUGCUGUGGUCUUAACAGUUGGUGUACGCACGAAUGUUAAAAUUUAAUAAUUCAUUCACAGUUGUUCGACUGUUUGGAAAAUAAUAGUACAAGACGUUCAAUAACAACUUUAUAAUCUGUAAACUAGUAAACUACUUACACUAUUAAAUGGUUUGAAAUCGUUUUUUCUUUGUUCAAACGAAAGAUCGUAUUUGUAAAAUGAUGCCACUCAACGAUUUCAAGAAUCCUGAACUUGUUCCGAUCUCCAACGUUAUUGGUUUGGCAUCUCAACGACCCCUUAGUACAUUUCCUGAAAUGUGGUAUCAAACUUUCUUAUGGGCAUUAUUCUCAUCUGCUAUUGUCCAUACUGUAGCUGCGAUAAUUGCUUUCGCUACACUCCAUAAACAUAAUUUUGGAAAGUUUUUUCCAUUGUUCAUUCUAUUGGUUGGAAUAUUUGCUCCACUUAGUUCGGGCAUAGUUAGCAGUGCUACCAUAGCGUUUGUCUAUCGAGCAUCUAGUAUUCAAAUGCAACCAUUGUAUGCAAUGUUUUGGGGAGUUGGACAGACACUACUCUCAGCAGCUGUAGGUUUUACAAGAAUAUUAGCUACAUUGUAGAACAAUUGAAACAUAAUUUGUACAUACCUUAUAUAUUUGUAUAUAAUGUAAUAUAAAUUAUUGUAUA